CUCGAGCCACGACCGACGAUCAGUCUCUCUCGGGACGUCGGACGAGUAACAUCUUCUCUGCGGAACGUGUGGUUGUGUGACACGACAGUAUGAGGUUUCUGCCAGCACUCCUUCUGGUGGCUCUUGUGACACCCAGUCAGCAAAUGAAGGUAACCCUAAAACAAGGAGAGAUCUUGGGUACGGAAGAAACAGACGAGAGAGGCAAUAUUUAUCAUGCAUUCAGGAACAUACCCUAUGCCCAGCCUCCCACGGGCGAUCUCAGAUUCAAAGACCCAGCGCCAGCCAAGGGGUGGGAUGGGGUCAGGGACGGCAGCCUGACCCCGCCCCUUUGCCCCCAACUUGACCUCGCUCUUUACCACGCCGGAAAGAAGGUCAUUCGAGGUCAGGAAGACUGUCUCUACCUUAAUGUGUUUACCCCAGAGGGCCCGCACACAAAUCUUCCAGUCAUGGUAUGGAUACACGAGGGAGCCUUCAUGGUGGGCGGGAUUUCUCAGCUUUCGCCCCGCCCACUCGUGUCCAGGGGCGUGGUUCUGGUUACUCUGCACUAUCGGCUGGGCACUUUAGGAUUCAUAUCAACGGAGGACUCGGUGCUUCCCGGAAACCUAGGACUCAAGGAUCAGACCCUGGCCCUCCGUUGGGUCAAGGACAACAUCCAUGACCUCGGCGGCGACCCAGAAAAGGUCACGAUCUUCGGAGUAAGUACCGGAGCGUCGUCAGCACACUUCCAGAUCCUCACGCCCUAUGCUAAAGGUCUAUUCCACCGGGCUAUCCUUCAAUCCGGGACAGGACUCUGCUCCUGGAGUUCACGCGCCGAUCACAGGGAGGUCGCGGUGAAAGUAGGUCAGCUGUUGAACUGUUCGGAAGCAGGGUCGACAGCCGAGGAUCUGGACAGCAGGGCCCUCCUCGCCUGCCUUCAGAGAGCGCCCCUGGACGAGCUGGUCGGCAUCCCCCAGGCCUUCACGAUUUGGUCAAAUGAGCCCAUAGUGAUGCUGCCUCGUGUCGAUGGUGACUUUAUACCCGAUUUCCCGGCGGCUUUGCUCAAGAACAAUCGGUAUAAUAAGGUUGAUCUUAUUGCAGGCGUUACAGCACACGAGGGAGCCUUUGUUGCAAAGUUUAUUUACGCGAGGAAGGACCUGAGAGACGCCCUUGUGACCAACUUCACAACACUGGGUCCUCUGGUCAUGAACUUCAGGGAACAGGACGAGGAACCACUCUAUCUCGCUCGCAGAGUCUUCUACCAUUACCUGGGAGAUAUUGGUAUUACUGAAGAGAACGCUGAUUCUGUAACCGAGGUCUGUUCAGUGAUCGCCUAUUUAAGACGUGCAUCGAAGACACGCUAAAAGCUCACCUCGACACAGCAGACUCGACUU
Messenger RNA from Penaeus chinensis, 1370 nucleotides. Its product is annotated as putative inactive carboxylesterase 4. The record is from RefSeq and is a predicted model, not a curated record. Lineage: Eukaryota; Metazoa; Arthropoda; Malacostraca; Decapoda; Penaeidae. The transcript is spliced from 9 exons. Bases 90 to 1340 code for a protein of 416 amino acids.